CGCGGUCUCGCAGCAGCUCUCGCGGUGCCGGGGCCGCCCCCCCGCCCGCGUCCCCCUCUCGCCCUGGCCGCUCGCGCAGCUGCUCGGCUCUCGCUAUAUAAAGGGGCGAAGCGGGCAGAGCGGGCGGCUGGCGGCGGCGGCUGCAGCCCCAGGGCCGGCGAACGAGGCCGGGCCAGGCCGCGGGGCUGCCCGUGAGCCGGGGCGGGACGCGCGGGCGCUGGGGGGACGCAGCCGGGCAGGUUUAUUGUUUUAGGGGCGACUCCCCCCACCGCGGUUGGGGGCGUCCCGGGGGGCUCGGGACAUGGCGAGCUCGACUAACACAAACCCCGUGCCUAAAUUGUACAGGUCUGUAAUUGAAGAUGUCAUCAAUGAUGUCAGAGAAGUUUUUCUGGAUGAAGGAGUGGAUGAACAAGUUCUUAUGGAACUCAAAACACUGUGGGAGAACAAGCUGAUGCAGUCCAAGGCUGUAGAUGGCUUCCAUUCAGAAGAGCAGCAGCUUUUAUUGCAGGUGCAACAGCAGCAACAGCAGCAGCAGCAACAGCAGCAUCACCACCACCACCAUCAUACACAAGCUCAGCCGCAGCAGACUGUGCAGCAGCAGUCUCAGCCACAACAGGUCCUUAUUCCAGCGUCUCAGCAAGCACCUCAGCAGCAGGUUAUUGUGCCAGAUUCCAAGCUGAUACCGCACAUGAAUGCAUCAGGCAUGAGUGCUGCAGCCACUGCAGCUACGUUGGCUCUCCCCGCUGGUGUUACUCCAGUUCAGCAGAUACUUACAAAUUCAGGCCAGAUCCUCCAAGUAGUUAGAACUGCAAAUGGAGCUCAGUAUAUCAUUCAGCCGCAGCAGCAAGUUGUUUUACAGCAGCAGGUCAUACCACAAAUGCAGCCUGGUGGAGUACAAGCACCUGUUAUACAGCAGGUUUUGGCUCCUAUCCCUGGAGGGAUUUCCCAGCAGACAGGAGUGAUUAUUCAGCCUCAGCAGAUCCUGUUUACAGGAAAUAAAACACAAGUCAUACCUACAACAGUGGCUGCACCGACACCAGCUCAAGCACAGAUUCCUGCAGCUGGUCAGCAGCAGCCACAGCAACAACAGGCACAACCACAAGCACCACUUGUUCUCCAAGUUGAUGGAGCAGGUGACACGUCGUCUGAAGAAGAAGAAGAUGAGGAAGAAGAUUAUGAUGAUGAUGAAGAGGAAGACAAAGAAAAAGAUGGGGGUGAAGAUGGCCAAGUUGAAGAGGAGCCUCUUAACAGUGAAGAUGAUGUGAGUGAUGAGGAAGGACAAGAACUGUUUGAUACAGAAAAUGUUGUUGUGUGCCAGUAUGACAAGAUUCAUAGAAGUAAAAACAAAUGGAAAUUUCAUCUCAAAGAUGGCAUCAUGAAUCUUAACGGAAGAGAUUAUGUAUUUUCCAAAGCCAUUGGGGACGCAGAAUGGUGAAGUUUUAAAAGACAAAACAAAAAAACUCCCCGUAUAAGGAAAAAAAAUCAAAAGCAGGAAAGGUUGAGACUUGGACAUAUACUCCAAUCAAAAAGUGUAUCUGCACAUCAGAAAUAAACGAUAAACAAAAGUAUUGGAACAAAGGUAAAAUGUGGCAACAAAGACACUACUUCAAACGAGCAAGCCAUGGACUGUAGCAGCUAUAGCAUUGUCUGGGAGCUGGUUUUGUGUGUUAGGAAUACCUUACUUAUCAGUUCUACAUACAGGUACCUACAGCUGGUAUUUAGCAUGUAAGGCUUUGUUCUCCCCCCUUCUUCCCUUAAGAUUUUAAAAUACUUCUUCCACUGAUUGAAGGAACUGUUCCCUUUGAUAGAUUAUUAAUCUGAAAAUGCUUAUUGUGUGUACAAAUCUUUGCUUUGAACACUUCCUUUUGGUAGUGAGGAUGGUCAGAAUGUUACUUAAACUGCGUGCAAGCUUUGUACAGAAGGGUAAGAAUUAAGGUGUUAAAUUUUAAAUAACUUGUAUAAGGAAAAUAUUUUUAAUUCUGAUAUGCUCAUUAAUUAUUAUAUCUAUUUGUUGUUUUCAAUUCAGUUCCCCAUGAACAGGUUGUUGUUUCUAGCAGUUACAAAAUGGUAAAAUGAUCAUUUAUAUUUCAAAAUUAUUUUAAUUUCAUGUAAGUGAUACCUUUUAUUUAGGGUUGUAUUUUUUAAAUACUAAGCACCUGUAGCUCCCCCCCACAAAAAUCAGAUUGCUUAACUUGUUCAUUAUAUUCUUGCUGUUCGGUGGUGGUUCAGCAUCACUGAAUCAAUUUCUACUGAUUUUAUUUUUAUUUUUAUUUUUUCUUUUUAAAGGCUUCAGAGACCUUUUGAAUCAAAUGUGUGGGUAAUGGCAUAACAGAUGCACACCUGCUUACUACAUACGUAGUCCAGACAUUCACAAAUAAUUCAACAGACCACAAGAAUGACUAAAUUUUAAAAUAGAAAAUCACAUAAAAAUUUUAACAUCCUGGCUACAGCUCUGUUAAUCAAAGAUCCGCUUUACUAAAAAGUAUAGCCAUAAAUGACCUGCAGCAGUUAAUCUCUCUAUAAAGUUUCCAGGUGGCAUGUAGUUUCCUGAAGAGAGCUGCCCAGCUUUGAGAACACAGAUUUUGUCAGAAUAUCUUUAGACUGUUUGGUAACAGAAGGUCGAGCAGUUGGAUGCACUAAACCUUGUGUAGUCACUUCUUCACUUGCCUUUUCCAGAGGGGUGGUUUUGUGGCUUUUUUCUUUCUUUCUUUCUUUCGUGAAAAGCAGUAAGGUUGGUUCCUGCUCCUUCCUUUCCUCUCCUGAGAAGCGAAGACCUUUUCUUCAUGCAUAGGUUGUUCUUGCAAACCCUGCUUUCAGAACUGCAGUUGCUUUUGAAUGUGGAGAGGGAAUGGGCAUUAUACUUCAGAACUGUUGAGGAAGGAAUGUUCAUCUGGCUCACCGUUUCAAAAACAUUUUUUGUUUCAUCAAGUGCUUUGAAAGAUGGUGGGAAAAAGGACAGGGCAGAUAACUAAAUUGGGGAAGACCUUCAGAAGCAGGCUUUCGAACAAGGUUUUUUGGCCUUUUUUCCUUGAGAAUGAAAAUUUUUAAACAUGAUUUAACAAAGACACAAAUGUUUUUUAGCAUCAUGGAACGACUGCUCAUGCUCUUCCAUUUCCUUGCCUCCAAGUACAUUCAUAGUCUCAGUAGUACAUAAAAAACUCAAAACACAUUCUAAAGAGGGCUUUUUCGCUGUGAUUUUGGGCACUGGUGCUGCCAGUGAUACAGCCUAAAACUGCCUGUAGGAGCCUUGUGGUUAGUAAGCCAACUACAUACCUGAGAUUUAUGAAAAGUUAAUUGAUGUUUCUUCUAAUUUAUUCUUCAGUAAGGGAAUCAUCAUUUAGAGUGCAUUUUUGGCUUCAAGGUAUCUCAAAGUGAUCGGUGUUUGCUUUCUUCUGAACAAAGCAGAUAUUUUAAUUUUUUACCACUGUUGACACUUCUAUGUACAACUGCAGUGAAAUCAAUAAUGUACAAACUAAUUCCUUCCCUCCCCUUUUCCAUAUCUGUUACCAGUAGGUCUUAAGUAAUGGACUUCAGAAAAAUUCCCAUAAUGCUGCACAACCAAACCAAUAAAAGGAAAAAAAAUCCCUUUAGCUGUAGAUUCCUGUUUAUACUACUGGAAUCCAGAUUAUUUGUACGACACUUUGUUUUCAUACAUCGUAGCGAUAUUUUUUUCACCCUCAUACAUAUACUAGAAGCUGCAUAGCCUUUUAUUUAUUUUUAAGGGAUAGCAGAACUUUAAAAGUAACUUAAGCUUAGACUGUUCUGAAGGAUGUUCAAAGCUUUCUGAACUUGCACAGUCUCUUGCAAGCUUAUUGUAUGAUAUGCUUUUCAGAUAAGCAGUUUUGUCUUCAAAUACAAAUAACCUGUGAAGUUUUCAGAAAGCCAGUCAAACGUGAACAUACCAAACUGUGCUCUUAUUGCUACAUCAAGUGUUCCUUUUUUUAAAUCAAAAAGCAUGUUUAAUUUCAUUUUAUUGUAGCAGCUUGCUGUAAGAAUGUAGUUUGCUUAAUUUUAUUAUUGUACUUGAAUUUUUAAUCAUGGUUUUAACAAUGUAACUGAACAGACCAUUUCAUUAGUUUCCAAAGAAACCAUUCCUUUCAGAGGGCAAAGGAUUCCCAUGUUCAUAGAUCAUAAAUGAUUUUUCCACACUCCCCCCCCCUUUUUUUUAGUUGUGGUUUGUUUGUCGUCGUUGUUGUUGUUUUCCUCCCAUUUAAAUAGUUCAGUAUUAUGGAAACAAUAAUUUCAAGAGGGCUUAUAUUAAAAUUUGCACAGAUAAUGGAGCACCUUUUUAUGAUGGAAAAAAUGGGGAAAGAUAACUUCAUAAUUAUAACCAUGAUGGCUGAUGGAAACUUGUAGAGCAACUGGGCAAAACUGGGAGUCUCGUGCCUUUUCAGUUUGCUGAAUACCUGUUUUGCCAGUGUGACAAGACUUUUUCUUGAUUCCUGAGAGGGUAAAUUUCCUGCAGUGCUUCAAUCAGAAAAGCAUUUUUUUUUGCUCUAAUUCUGUUUGGUUUUAGUGUGUGCAAUCAUUUUAAAACAUCUAAGUUGAAAACAAAUUGAAAUAUGUUUUCUUUUAAGGAAUUAAUAGAGAAUUUAGUCACAUAAGGAACUUUAUAUUGGACUAUUUAAAUAAAAUAUGUUUUUAUUCCCCCUCAUUUGCUGGUUAGUGACAAGAUUUCUUUGAGGCUUCAUACUCCUUGUUCCUGCAUUGUACUCACAAGUUGCAUUUGAAACAUCAUUCAGUUGCCUAAACAUAAUUUAAAGUGAUAAUUGUGGUCCAGGUUUGUUUCCAAGCAUUGAUACGUGAUUCUGAAGCACAGUUUCUAGAAGAGAGCAAAGAACAUGUUGUGUCUUGUAACAGGUUUCUUUUUAUAUAAAUGUUUUCUCUAUUUCUGCUGCACAAUUAGGAGUGUUAAAAUAAACGUCAUUGAGUCUGCGAAAACAAUUCCACUGCUUGACAUUUAGAGCAGUAAUUAUGUCACCACAUAGCACUACCAGAGUACAUUUUCUUUAAUUCCAGUGAAGGAGUUAGAGACCUGCUUAACUAAAGUUCAUUUGGAUUCAAUCUCUUUAAUUUGUAAAAGCUCCUUUAAAAACAAGACCCCCCCCCCAAGCUUCCCCCAAAGCAAAAGCUUCCUAAUGAAAUGAAAUAAGAAGGAAGUGAGCAGUGGGUUUAGGAUAACGCACACUGGGUUGAUACUGGGCUGCCUUACACAGCGGCGUGGGGUGGCCUGUCCCACCCCACCCACACCCCCAGCUGCAACUGGAGUUCUUUGCAGACUUUGAGAUUAGUGACUAUACAAGAUGAAGAAACGUGCAUAUCGCGAUGUGUCGGUGUCUGGCAUCUACAGUCUAGUUUUCCCAUUGCUGUGAUUGGUUGGGCAAUGUGUAAAAACCAGUCCACUGGUUUCUGUGUUGUCUGCUUUUUUCAGGCAGUUCAUGCAGUGUGUCUUUUAAUUAUUACUUAGUGGAUUAGACAUUGUGGAACAAAAGGAGCUUUUUUUAACAGGAAGAACUACCUUGGGUUAGCUAUAUGUACAGUCAUCCAGUGAGACACGUUCCAGAGUGCGUGGGGUACCAAUAGAUUACGGAGUGGGGGAAUAUCCUUUUUUGCUGUUCUGAGCUACUAUUGUCAACUGCUGUUGUACAUAUACUGUUAUGUGUAAGGGGGUAAAUAUAUUUAUUAUGUUUGUAAAAUUCAUUCUGUACAAUUGCAGAUCAAGGUUGCUCCUCUGUGAUAUACAGGAUAUUAUGUUUCAAAGGCCAUGCUUGGAAUACGAUUAGAGAACUUAGUAUUUUGAUGUACUAAGACCUAUUUUAAGUUUAAUAUUUUGCCUUUGCAAAAACUUUAAUUAAAGAUGUUAUUUAAAAA
Molecule: messenger RNA, 5871 nt
Organism: Columba livia (rock pigeon)
Lineage: Eukaryota; Metazoa; Chordata; Aves; Columbiformes; Columbidae
Gene: GTF2A1
Product: general transcription factor IIA subunit 1
Exons: 9
Coding region: 302-1435 (377 amino acids)
Biological process (GO): transcription initiation at RNA polymerase II promoter; transcription by RNA polymerase II
Cellular component (GO): transcription factor TFIIA complex
Source: RefSeq, a predicted model, not a curated record